Messenger RNA from Nerophis ophidion (straightnose pipefish), 1416 nucleotides. RefSeq names its product zinc finger protein 239-like. NCBI's taxonomy places the organism in Eukaryota, Metazoa, Chordata, Actinopteri, Syngnathiformes, Syngnathidae. Gene Ontology annotation, molecular function: DNA-binding transcription factor activity; RNA polymerase II cis-regulatory region sequence-specific DNA binding. The transcript has 2 exons. The coding region runs from base 208 to 1272 and encodes 354 amino acids. The record is from RefSeq and is a predicted model, not a curated record. Gene Ontology annotation, biological process: regulation of transcription by RNA polymerase II.
ACACAUCGAACAGUGGCAAAACGGAAGGUCCAAGAUGGCGGACUAAGCAGCGUGGCUUUCUGGAGAAGUUUCACAUUCACGAUCUUAAAGAUUCAAAAAGAGCAUCAAAUACCUCAACUAUUCGCCUUUUCUUAAGCCCACCACACGGACUUUGAGUGUGGAGCGACGGUGUGUUACCUGAAGUGAAGAUUGAAGACGUGAUAGAAGAUGGACGACUACUGCUAUGCUAAGAUGGCGACGUCAUGUCAAAGAGAAAGUGAAAGAGAAUCAGCGCCACCAACGGAGAACAAUCUGAAAAGCGAAGAUGAAGACGUCCAGCAACUAAUCGGUAAUCCAGAAGAAGUUUCCCCUCAGUCAGGGGGGAGCUCCACUUUGAAGCAGGAGACUCCACAACCACCCUGCAUUAAAAAGGAAGAGGAGGAACUCUGCAUCACUCAGGAGGGAGAGUGUUUUCUAGCACGAGAGGAAGUUGAUUACACCAAGUUUCCACUGACUAUUGUCUCUGUGAAGACUGAAGAUGAUGAAGAGAAACCACAAAUAGACAACUUCUUGACUCCACUAUCAGAUAGUGAGGCUGAAGACGAGGUUGAAGUAACUUUGAGCAGCGAUACAGACUGUGAAGGUGAUAUGAGGACUCACACUGACAACAAACACUCUGAACUCUCUUUAAAGAAGAGAGGGGAAACAUGUCUGAGCUGCUCAGUUUGUGCUAAAAGUUUUACUAAAAAGAGCAGUUUGACUCUACACAUGAGAACACACACAGGUGAAAAACCAUUCAGUUGUUCAGUUUGUGGAAAAAGCUUUUCUCGAAAUUGCCAUUUGACUAAACACAUGAGAACACACACAGGUGAAAAACCAUUUAUUUGUUCAGUUUGUGGCAACAGCUUUUCUCAAACUGGCUCUUUGACUCAACACAUGAGAACACACACAGGAGAAAAAACAUGUAAUUGUACAGUUUGUGGCAAAAGCUUUUCUCGAAAUAGCUCUUUGACUCAACACAUGAGAACACACACAGGAGAAAAAACAUGUGAUUGUUCAGUUUGUGGCAAAAGCUUUUCUCGAAACAGCAUUUUGACUGUACACAUGAGAAUACACACCGGAGAAAAAACAUGUAUUUGUUCCGUUUGUGGCAACAGCUUUUCUCAAAGUAACAUUUUGACUAAACACAUGAGAACACACACAGGUGAAAAAACAUUUCGUUGUUCAGUUUGUGGCAAAAGCUGUUCUGUUAAGAGCAAAUUGAUUGAACACAUGAGAACACACAUGAUGUGAAAAACCAUUUGAUUGUUCAGUUUGUGGCAAAAGCUUUUCUGUUAAGAACAAAUUGACUCAACACAUGAGAUCACAAACUGGACUAAAACCACUUGUGGUACAAGCUUUGUUCAUAAAGCCUCUUUGUGGUGACACGUGAGAACA